AUGCCACUCCUCGGGGCGGGCAGUAGGGAGCCGUCCUCGAUAAAAGUUGCCAUCAGAGCCAGCGAUGUUCUCUUCACCAUCGUGGGUUUCUUCAGCGGGAGCAUUAUGGCAAUGGUGCUAUGUGUUGUUUUCAUCAAGUCUCCCGACGAAAUUGCCCGCAGCGCCGCUAUCCUCGACAACGAGAAGUUCCGGUUCCGGCGUCAGACACGCAGGCUGAUUGCCUUCAUCGCCGUCGCCUUCAUCGUCAUCCUCGCUGCCCAGGCAAUUAUCGACGGCCCCAUUAGCGCCUUUCACUCCAUGACGUUACUUUUCGACAUCACUUACACCACCAACCAAAUAGCUGUCAUAUGGAUCCUCUCCUCCUUCACGUAUGAGCCACGGCUCUUGGCCCGCUAUGGGGGCUUCUCCAUAGCGAUGCUCAUCAGCGGCCUCUGUCUGGUAUUUAAAUCCGAGGGAGAGAUCGUGCAAUAA
This is a messenger RNA of Phialemonium atrogriseum, 471 nucleotides long. RefSeq lists its product as uncharacterized. Bases 1 to 471 code for a protein of 156 amino acids. The transcript is spliced from 4 exons. The record is from RefSeq and is a predicted model, not a curated record. NCBI's taxonomy places the organism in Eukaryota, Fungi, Ascomycota, Sordariomycetes, Cephalothecales, Cephalothecaceae.